GAGAAGGUGGGAAGUCGGGGCAAGGUCGCGAAGACCAGGAAGAAGCAACGCGAAUUAUCAUUUGUCGGCGCAUGGUUGACUAACAAAAAAUGCGAUUCAAUGGGAGGACCUUCUAGAGGUCAACAUUGCCUCAAGGUCCAACAUUGCCUCAAGGUCCACAUAGCCGGCGAAAUAGUACCUUUCAAGUUUCAACCGACGUUUUGUCAACGAGAAGAGAGCUAUAUAAGUUUUGCUGCGAGGAACUCUUCUAGCAGAAGACGCACGCAGAAAGAGAGAGAGAGAGAGAGAGGAUGUGGCCUUUUAGCAGGAAUGGGGCUUCUGGGUUCUCAUCUUCUUCCACGGCGGAGGAAGUCACAGAUGGAAUCGAUGGGUCUGGCCUCACUGCCAUCGUCACAGGAGCUACAAGCGGCAUUGGUGCAGAAACUGCACGUGUUCUUGCACUGCGCGGUGUCCAUGUUAUCAUGGGAGUCAGGAGAAUGACUGCUGCUUCAGACGUCAAAGAAGCAAUUGUUAAGGAAAUUCCCAAUGCUAAGAUUGAGGCAUUGGAGUUGGAUCUUAGCUCAUUGGCAUCUGUGAGGAAAUUCGCAUCAGACUUCAAUUCCUUGGGCGUCCCGCUGAACAUUCUAAUUAACAAUGCAGGAAUAAUGGGGAUUCCAUUCACGCUCUCAAAAGACAACAUAGAGAUGCAGUUUGCAACAAACUAUGUGGGACAUUUUCUUUUGACAAAUCUGUUGCUGGACACCAUGAAAAAAACAGCCCAUGAAAGUGGCAAGGAGGGAAGGAUUGUGAGUCUUUCAUCAUAUCUUCAUCGUAUGUCUUAUUCUGAAGGGAUCCGCUUUGAUAGAAUCAAUGAUGAAUCAGGAUAUAAGAGUCUAGCUGCAUAUGGGCAAUCAAAGCUGGCUUCUCUUUUGCAUGCUAAUGAGCUUGCAAGACGUUUAGAGGAAGACGGGGCAGAAGUGACUGCAAAUUCACUUCAUCCUGGAAUAGUUUCUACCAAUAUUAACCAGAGCAAAAGCCUUUUUUCUGGUCUUCUUCAUAUGGUUGGUAAAUUUGCAUUUAAAAAUGUUCAGCAGGGGGCAGCGACAACAUGCUAUCUGGCGCUGAAUCCACAGGUCAAGGGGGUGAGUGGCGAAUAUUUUGAGAAUUGCAACUCGGCUAAAACUAGCGCGCAGGCAAGGGACGCCGAACUGGCAAAGAAACUCUGGGACUUCAGCACGAACUUGGUUAAAUAAUGUAUGCUUAGCCCACAGAAAAUAGGAAUAACCAUGCUUAGAAGUGCAUUAAAUAAGGGGGAGAGUAGUGUUUUACAUUUUUGGCUAUUUUGUGCUGAGUGUUUGCAGUAUUGUUAGCGAGUGAGAAAUUGAUCAUGAUGUUCUUGAAUUAGAAUUAUAGGGAAUGCAGUACUAUUUGUUUGUAAAGUGGUUUUGGUUUUGUGUUAAUUUAGUAGCUUGAGAAUGAAGAGGAACUACAUAUGCCAAUUCUUGUUUGAUAUUGUUCCUAAAUGGCGAAAUGCUUCAUCAAUAUAUUAGAUUUCUGUUUGUUUA
Malania oleifera is the source of this 1544-nucleotide messenger RNA. RefSeq names its product short-chain dehydrogenase TIC 32, chloroplastic-like. The record is from RefSeq and is a predicted model, not a curated record. Bases 291 to 1232 code for a protein of 313 amino acids. Lineage: Eukaryota; Viridiplantae; Streptophyta; Magnoliopsida; Santalales; Ximeniaceae. The transcript is spliced from 8 exons.